Sporothrix schenckii 1099-18 is the source of this 1656-nucleotide messenger RNA. RefSeq lists its product as uncharacterized. Gene Ontology annotation, molecular function: heme binding; monooxygenase activity; iron ion binding. The record is from RefSeq and is a predicted model, not a curated record. The transcript has a single exon. Bases 1 to 1656 code for a protein of 551 amino acids. NCBI's taxonomy places the organism in Eukaryota, Fungi, Ascomycota, Sordariomycetes, Ophiostomatales, Ophiostomataceae.
AUGGCUUCACAGUUUGUAACGGCCUUUCCUCCCCUUCCAGCCUUGGUGUCUCGCUGGCCAUUUGUCUUGCUGGCUACGGUGGCCGCCGUCUUCGUCAUUCUCGCCACAAACUACUUUCACCACGGCUUCCACAAGUACCCGGGCCCCCGGCUGGGCGCCGUGUCCGACCUCUGGCGCUUCCUGAGUGUCUGGCGCGGCAAGCCGCAGGACGAUCUGCGCGCGCUGCACGCAAAGCACGGCGACGUCGUGCGCGUCGGACCCAAUGCGCUGUCGUUCAGCCACCCCGACGCCGUGCGGGACAUUUACGGCAUCAGCAACAAGCUGACCAAGAGCGCCUUCUACCCGGUGCAGAUGCAGCUGUCGCGCGGCGUGGUGCUGCAGUCGCUCUUUGGCACGCAGGACCAGGACUACCACAUGCGCCUGCGGCGGACCGUCACCAGCGCCUUCUCCAUGACGGCCAUCCGGCAGUACGAGCCACGCGUCAACGAGACGGUCCGCGUGUUUCUGAAGCAGACCGAGCGGCUGUACGCCGGCCGUGGCAGCGACACGGGCCACGAGGUGGUGUGCAACUUUGUGCAGUGGCUGCAGUACUUUGCCUUUGACGUCAUUACGGAAAUCACCUACAGCCGACGCGUGGGCUUUGUCGACCGCUGCGAGGACGUCGACGGCAUCAUUGCGUGGCUGGCGGGCAUCUUCGACUACCAGGCGCCCGUGGGCCAGAUGCCCUGGCUGGACCGGCUGUUUGUCAAGAACCCGGUGCGCACGCUGCUGAGCAAGUACGGCUUCAUCGACAACUCGUCGGCCACGGCCAAGUUCUCGCGCGCGCGCAUGGCCGAGCGGUUUGCCGAGAUGGAAGAGAAGGUGACGCGGGCGCAGAGCGGCGGCAGUGGCAGUGGCAGUGGCGACGACGACACGGCAGUGGUCGACAAGGACAGCAUGGAUCUGUUGACCAUGUUCUGCCGCGCGCAAAAGGCGGACCCGGCCUUUUUCGACGACGGCCGGCUGCUGACAAUGACGACGUCGAUUGCGCUCGCAGGGUCGGACACGACGGCGGCCAGUCUCUCGGCUGUCUUUUACCAUUUGCUCAAGAACCCGCGGUGCUACACCCGGCUGGUGGCGGAAAUCGACCACGCCGUCAUUGCGGACGCCGACAUUGUCACGUACGCCGAGGCCCAGCAGAUGCCGUACCUCCACGCCUGUAUCCAGGAGACGUUCCGCAUGCACCCGGCCAUUGGCCUCGUCCUAGAGCGCCUGACGCCGCCGCAGGGCAUUGAGAUAGCUGGCCAGUUCGUCCCAGGCGGCACCGUCGUCGGCUGCAAUCCGUGGGUCAUCCAUGCGCGGCAGGACGUCUUUGGCGACGAUGCCGACGUGUUUCGGCCGGAGCGGUGGAUGGUGGACAAGGAUGCCGACCCGGCCGCAGAAGCAGAAGAGGAGGCGCGCAUCAAAGACAUGGCCAACACGCUGUUUCACUUUGGCGGCGGCUCAAGGACAUGUCUCGGCAAGCACAUUGCCCUCCUCGAGAUGUACAAACUCGUGCCGAGUUUUCUACGGCGGUUCGAUGUGCAGCUGACGACAGACGAGGACUGGGACCUGCACAAUGCGUGGUUUGUCAAGCCCAAAAAGUUUGACGUCAAGAUUGUGUCGAGGUCGGGGUGA